AUUCUGUACUUCUUCAGAGCGGUUGAGCUGAGGGUCAUCUUCCUUGACUUUUUGGGAUUAAGCAUGGCUUUCGACGUUAGCAGAGAAACUAGUUGGAAGUGGUUCGCAGCUCUCAUUUUGUUGAGUUAUUUAUGUACAUGUCCACACUGUUAUGCUUUGGCUAUAGCGAAGAAGGUUGGGCCAAGCAUUGCAAGCGGUGAGGCAGAGAUAGAGGGUGUCCUAGAGGGAAGUAUUCUCUUUGGCAGCACCGUGGAUCGUGCCGAGUCAUUAACGGGGCUUCUUGGCUCUUAUCAAGCAGAUGAUGCAGAAUGGAUUUUAUAUACUGCCAAUGCAGUGGAAGGGGACCCAAGUCAAACUCUGUUGCCCCAUUAGGUCAAGUCCUGAAACUACACUUGCCCAUGUUCAUCCUACAGCACCACCUACCAAAUCUCAUGAAGAAGCCACUCCACAGACGGAUACGCCAAAGCAGCCUACAGUCCACCAGCAGCAAAUCAUGGAUCAUCCUUUGAAUCAAAACCCAAACUACCAUCAAUAUCUUAACUGGAUUCAUAUGAUGCAGAAGCAAACCAUGGCUGUUCCCCCGCAGCAGCCCGUGACUGUUCCCCCGCAGCAGCCCGUGACUGUUCCCCCGCAGCAGCCCGUGACUGUUCCCCCGCAGCAGCCCGUGACUGUUCCCCCGCAGCAGGAGGCUGUUCCGCAUAUGGCUGUUCCUCCUUGGUAUCAGUGGUUGUGGCAGCAGCAGCAACACGUGGCUGUUCCCCCGCAACAGAAGGAUGUUCCCCCGCAGCACGUGGCUGUUCCCCCGCAGCAGCAAGUGACCGUUCCCCCGCAGCAGCCCGUGACCGUUCCCCCGCAACAGGAGGCUAUGCAGCAGCAGCACGUGGCUGUUCCCCCGCAGCAUCAGUGGUGGUGGCAGCAGCACGUGGCUGUUCCCCCGCAGCACGUGACCGUUCCCCCGCAGCAGCACGUGACCGUUCCCCCGCAGCAGCACGUGACCGUUCCCCCGCAGCAGCACGUGACCGUUCCCCCGCAGCAGCACGUGACCGUUCCCCCGCAGCAGCACGUGACCGUUCCCCCGCAGCAGCACGUGACCGUUCCCCCGCAGCAGCCCGUGACUGUUCCCCCGCAGCAGGAGGCUGUUCCGCAUAUGGCUGUUCCUCCUUGGUAUCAGUGGUUGUGGCAGCAGCAGCAACACGUGGCUGUUCCCCCGCAACAGAAGGAUGUUCCCCCGCAGCACGUGGCUGUUCCCCCGCAGCAGCAAGUGACCGUUCCCCCGCAGCAGCCCGUGACCGUUCCCCCGCAACAGGAGGCUAUGCAGCAGCAGCAGCAGCACGUGGCUGUUCCCCCGCAGCAUCAGUGGUGGUGGCUGCAGCACGUGGCCGUUCCCCCGCAGCAGCACGUGACCGUUCCCCCGCAGCAGCACGUGACCGUUCCCCCGCAGCAGCACGUGACCGUUCCCCCGCAGCAGCACGUGACCGUUCCCCCGCAGCAGCACGUGACCGUUCCCCCGCAGCAGCACGUGACCGUUCCCCCGCAGCAGCACGUGACCGUUCCCCCGCAGCAGCACGUGACCGUUCCCCCGCAGCAGCACGUGACCGUUCCCCCGCAGCAGCACGUGACCGUUCCCCCGCAGCAGCACGUGACCGUUCCCCCGCAGCAGCACGUGACCGUUCCCCCGCAACAGGAGGCUGUUCAGCAGCAGCAGCAGCAGCAUAUGGCUGUUCCUCCUUGGUAUCAGUGGUUGUGGCAGCAGCAGUGGUUGUGGCAGCAGCACGUGGCUGUCCCCCCGCAGCACGUGGCUGUCCCCCCGCAGCACGUGGCUGUCCCCCCGCAGCACGUGGCUGUCCCCCCGCAGCACGUGGCUGUCCCCCCGCAGCACGUGGCUGUCCCCCCGCAGCACGUGGCUGUUCCCCCGCAGCACGUGGCUGUUCCCCCGCAGCACGUGGCUGUUCCCCCGCAACACGUGGCUGUUCCACCGUUUCAUCAGUGGCGGUGGCAGCAGCAGUACGUGGCUGUUCCCCCGCAGCACCACCACCACGUGGCUGUUCCCCCGCAGCACCACCACCACGUGGCUGUUCCCCCGAAGCAGCACCACCACCACGUGGCUGUUCCCCCGAAGCAGCACCACCACCACGUGGCUGUUCCCCCGAAGCAGCACCACCACCACGUGGCGGAUCCCCCGAAGCAGCACCACCACCACGUGGCGGAUCCCCCGAAGCAGCACCACCACCACGUGGCGGAUCCCCCGAAGCAGCACCACCACCACGUGGCGGAUCCCCCGAAGCAGCACCACCACCACCACGUGGCGGAUCCCCCGAAGCAGCACCACCACCACCACGUGGCGGAUCCCCCGAAGCAGCACCACCACCACCACGUGGCGGAUCCCCCGAAGCAGCACCACCACCACCACGUGGCGGAUCCCCCGAAGCAGCACCACCACCACCACGUGGCUGAUCCCCCGAAGCAGCACCACCACCACCACGUGGCUGAUCCCCCGAAGCAGCACCACCACCACCACGUGGCUGAUCCCCUGAAGCAGCACCACCACCACCACGUGGCUGAUCCCCUGAAGCCAGCUGAUGCGUUUCUGCUGCACGUCGGCCAGUCUCCCGGGUCCGGCUUCACUGCAGUGUGGAGGGGGGCGGGGAGGACAGAAGAGGCAGGGCUCUCCAUCUCCGUGUGA
Molecule: messenger RNA, 2683 nt
Organism: Gadus morhua (Atlantic cod)
Lineage: Eukaryota; Metazoa; Chordata; Actinopteri; Gadiformes; Gadidae
Product: proline-rich protein 36
Exons: 3
Coding region: 299-2683 (794 amino acids)
Source: RefSeq, a predicted model, not a curated record